Molecule: messenger RNA, 1868 nt
Organism: Sardina pilchardus (European sardine)
Lineage: Eukaryota; Metazoa; Chordata; Actinopteri; Clupeiformes; Clupeidae
Exons: 3
Coding region: 290-1309 (339 amino acids)
Source: RefSeq, a predicted model, not a curated record
UAUAAAUUGGCGUGGAGGACCGCACAUUCUUGCAUUCUCACGUCCAAGUCAGUCUUCGUACAUCCGAACGUGAGCGUGACAGUUGGCGUAGUAAGCAGCAGCAUUUUUGAGCUAGUGUAGUGUGAACUGAGUGUGAACUGAACUACUUUCAUUUCCUUCUUUAAAAAGGGCGUUAACAAAAUAGGCUAUUUUGCACUACCGAUUGACUUUGGUAUCGAGAGACGAGACGACACGACGCGCAGAGGAUCGGAUACUGCUAGAUUGGGACAGUUGGUGAAUUCAUCCAACUAUGGCCAGUGCUGAAAGCCAUGUGUGGGUGGGCUCCAUAGAGGGCCUUCCAGUGGUAAGCUCUGUAAAAGAGGCCGUGGAGUGGGUCCUGGCUGUGGCUGCAGAUGACUCAGCUCUGGCCAAAGAGAAACUAAACGUCAUCAUUGCAAGGCUUGGAAAGGUGGACAAGCUGAAAGGGAAAAAGUCUUCGUCGGGAUAUUCCUCUGACAGCACAUGUGCCAGCCCAUCACAGAGGUCGUCAGGAUAUUCCUCUGAGAGCACAUCGGGCAGCUCAUCGCCGUUUGGGAAGAAAUCAGCCAGCCUGCCUACAAUGCACGUGGAACGUAUUCCUGAAAACAACCUAGUGGCCCACAUAAUAGAAGUAACGGGCCAGAAGAAGAAAGGGAAACAAGCAUCUGAUGCAGCAGCCCUGGCUCGCAGAAAGAAAGCGCAAGAAGUUCAAAAGGAGACACUAAGGAAAAUUGAGCGUGUCAACCAAAAUUUUGCAAUCCCAAAUAAUGCUAGGCCUCUUGAUGAUUAUGGUGCAAGGUCUAGAAGGGGUGAGCAUGUCAUCAAUAAUGAUGUCAUUGUCGUUUACAGUAAAGUUGUAGAUCUUUUCAUGAGCAAGCGCUACAACCUACCAAAUGAUCUAAAUAUGACACGUCCCCUUGAUGAUAACACAGCAGCUGCCAUUAGGACUGAGUUAGUGGUGCAUUUUGAUGAAGAUGAACUGUAUAUCAACGCUAACGCACUGAUAUAUGGUGAAUACAUUAGGGUAUUGAAGGCAGCUCUUACAGAUUUCCUGACAACACCUACUCAGGGAAACAGACAUAAGGUGUCUGUCUUUGCAAAUCUCAUGAACGAGGAAGAGGCUUAUGUAGAUCCGUUUGCUAAAGUAAAAUGGAUCGGAAAUCAGAAUAGAAAAAGAGAACGAUUUGAGACGAUCAGAGAUAAAGUUGCAACCAUGUUCAACAACUGGGAUGGAUAUUUUGACAUUGUUAGAGGUAAACUAGACGAACUGUUUGGCCCUGUUGUACUGUAGGAAACUAGUAUUUUACGGCUUGCUAUUGAUAUUUCAUAUAGGGUCUAGGAAUUUGGGGAUAUAGUAUCCAGUUAGAAGAAUGUAUAGAAUGCACAUGCACAGUAGCCUGACAAUGUCAUACUCCCUGCAGAAAAAGAAUGGAGGCGGGGCUAAACUUCGGUCUGGCAUCCAGGCUACAUGCACAGGGACAUAGCUACACAUAAUUUCCUUAAUUAGCAGAAUUGCUUCACCUAGUCGGCCUGUCUACAAAGUGUGUAGUGCAGUGAGGACAAACACAUUUUUUCCAAAACUGGGGUCAGUGGUCUCUCUCUGUGAAAAAGUGUAACACACAAUCUCAAAUAAUAUAUCAGACUCAUAACAUUCUGUGUUAUUUCACUUCACUAUGAAGCAAAGUGUUCGUAAUGACACAUUACAACUUGUAACCGCAUCGAACAUCUUUUGGUGAAUGCAGUUUAUUUGUUUAUUCCAUUAUUUUUGGCAAAUGUGUGUAUCAUAUUUGUGAUUUUCUUUGGUUAACUUUGGUUAAACAAUAAAGGUGCUGGUGUGACAUGGUAUUAAA